UUGUUGUUCCGCCGGAGUUCGGACGUGUUGUUUUAUUUUGACUUGCUGCGGGUGUGAAACGUAUAUAAAACACAAACGUACCAAGAGUCCAACGUAUUAAUAAACCAAAACUGUUGUUAAUUGUUGAUCAGUUGCCUUGCACAAGUCCCGCUUGGACACUUUCACAAUAAACUACUCUCGCACAGUUUCCGAGCUUUCAACAACAACAGCAGCAACGUGUAGUGUAAUUGUUAGCCAAAGAGAGCGAUGCAUAAUAUUUAAUGUCUAUGUAAAUAAUAGUGCAACGACGACUAGCAGACAAUUCACAACGAAAUCACACACAUAUACACAAUAAACACAGGCAUUAAGGCAGUUUCCAGGAGUUGGAGGCCAGGGCUGGGUUACUGUUAUUACGCAGACCAAACAGAGAGGGCGUGCGAGUGCGAGUGAGCGAGCAGAGAGCAGCAGGGUUGCAACGCAGGAUAAAUAACCAAAUAGCAACAAAGUAUCAAAUAAUUUUAUAGUUUUUUUUUUUCGAGUGCUCCCACGUGAGUGUGUGUGUGCAAGUGCGUAGGCGAGUCUAACGUAUCAAAAAAAAAAAGCUGUGCGUGUGUGUGUAAAACAGAGAAGAAAAAAAUGGCUCCAGCGUUGAGUAAAUUGGCGCACAAUCAAAGCGCCAUCGUCGGCGUGGCGGGGAUGACGGCAGCGUUAUGGAUAAUCGCAUACGGCAAAAUGUCCAACAAAAAAAGGAAAUCAGGCUAUGAAGACAAAAUUCAAUACACGAUCGCGGAGAAGAAGGACAAAAAGUCGAAUAAGGCGCAUGUGAAUUCAGUAUUCUUCAAACAGCUGCGAGAGCUGUUGCCCAUACUUGUGCCCAGAUUCUGGUGCAUGGAGACGGGUCUGUUGAUGCUGAUUGCUGUCACAUUAAUUGGACGCUCGGUCAGCGACAUUUGGAUGAUUCAAAAUGCCACCGUUGUGGAGAGCACAAUCAUACACAUGAAUCGUGCCAAGUUCAAGACGGCGCUACUCAAAUAUCUUGCUGCCCUGCCAGCGAUUUCCGUGGUUACCAAUGUGCUGAAAUGGAGUUUGGGCGAACUGAAGUUGCGUUUCCGCACCAAUCUGACGCAUCAUCUGUACAGUCAAUACCUCAACGGUUACACGUACUACAAAAUGUCGAAUUUGGAUAACCGAAUAGCCAACGCCGAUCAGCUGCUGACCACGGACAUUGACAAGUUCUGCGAGAGCGCCACGGAGUUGUAUUCGAACAUCAGUAAGCCGGUGCUGGACAUCUUUAUCUACGUUUAUCGAUUGACUGUGAAUCUGGGCGGCAAAACGCCAUCGAUACUGAUGCUUUAUCUGCUCUUCGCUGGCAUUUUCCUCACCCGGCUGCGUCGUCCAACGGGUCGUCUGACCGUCGAGGAGCAGAAGCUAGAAGGUGAAUUCCGUUAUGUGAACAGCAGGCUGAUCACCAACUCCGAGGAGGUGGCCUUCUACCAAGGCAAUGUGCGUGAGAAGCUCACGCUCUUGGCCAGCUACUCGAAGCUGCGUUCGCAUCUGCGCAAAUUCCUCGAAUUCCGUGUUAGCAUGGGCAUCGUGGACAACAUUGUGGGCAAAUACUUUGCAUCGAUUGUGGGCUUCUAUGCGGUGUCGAUACCAUUCUUCACCAAGAAUCAUCCGCUGUUGUCCGGCGAGCAGAGCGGUCAACGUCUGCAGGCCUAUUACACUUACGGUCGCAUGCUGAUCAAGCUGGCCGAGGCCAUCGGACGUCUGGUGUUGGCCGGACGUGAGAUGUCCCGCUUGGCUGGCUUCACGGCACGCAUGACCGAGCUGAUUAAGGUGCUCGGCGAUCUCAAUAAGGGCACCUACGAGCGCACCAUGGUCAAUGGCAACAGCCUGACGCCGAAUGGCGAUGGCGAUGCCUCCGCCGCCGCUGGCAGCUUUGGUCCCAACAAGGGCAUCAUGUGCUUCGAGGACAAUAUCAUCCGGUUCGAGAAGGUGCCGCUGGUCACUCCCAAUGGCGAUGUGCUGCUCAAGGAGCUCACCUUCGAAGUCAAGUCUGGCACCAAUGUGCUGGUCUGUGGUCCCAAUGGCUGUGGCAAAUCAUCGCUGUUCCGCAUUCUCGGCGAACUGUGGCCCACGUGGGGUGGCAAGGUCACGAAGCCGUCGCGCGGCAAGCUCUUCUACAUUCCACAAAGGCCCUACAUGACGCUCGGCAGUUUGCGUGAUCAGAUCAUCUAUCCGCAUACACGCGACGAUAUGCGCCGUCUGGGGCGCUCCGAUGAGGAUCUGCUGCACUUCCUGGACAUUGUGCAGCUGACGUAUCUGGAGCAGAGGGAGAAUGGCCUCGAUGCGAUCGAGGACUGGAUUGAUGUGUUGUCCGGCGGGGAGAAGCAGCGCAUCGCGAUGGCCCGACUCUUCUAUCACAAGCCGCAGUUUGCGAUCCUCGAUGAGUGCACCAGCGCCGUGUCGGUGGAUGUCGAGGGCAAGAUGUAUAGCUAUUGCCGUGAGGCGGGCAUUACGCUCUUUACGGUGUCGCAUCGCAAAUCGUUGUGGGUGCAUCACGAUUACUAUCUGCAGUUCGAUGGCCGUGGCAACUACGAGUUCGAGACCAUCGAUCAGGACAAGGAGCACUUUGGAUCGUAAGCAGUUGCAGCAGCAAAAACGCAAGCAAUCAAGUCAACUUCAGGAGCCUUCAAGCGAUCAUUGAGCACAACACAAACACAAACACAAGAGAACUAACAAUAAUCGGGUCAAACAGAAGCUGUAGCUUUUAUAUAUAUAUAUUAUGUAUAUGUAUGUGGGGAAAAUCGAGCUCUGUCUGUGUGAUGAUGAUGAUGAUGAUGCGUUGUCGAUUCCUUCCAUUCGUAGCGUAGUGUAACUUCCUUAAUUCUGCUUCCUAUUCUUUCACUCUCUCGCGCUGUCUCGCUCGUUCUGGUGCACUGUACAUAUAUACAUAUAUAUCUAUAUAUACUAUAUAUAUUUUGACGAUGAUUAUGUUAAAAUACACUUUAUUUGUAGGCAGAUACUUUAUGAUGAUGAUCAUGUUAAAUACCUGCAGCCAUUCCAGUUUCAUAUUUGAUUUUCGUGACAGUGUUUUACUUGUACUUUUAUGUUUAUACUAAACAGAUAUAUACUAUAUAUAUGUAUGUAUAUAUUUGUACUGCUGCGCUUUCGCUUUUCGAUUCUUAAACGUUCGUUCGUUCGACGUAGCUGGUGUUAGUUAUUUAAGAGCCUAAAAUAAAACGAUGAUGACUUGCGAUAAACGUCAAUCAAUUAUCAAUUAUCUAGCAAACAUUUAGUAAAUUUAUAAACCCAACACACACACACACACACCCAUGUAUAUGCAAUACUUUGUAAUUUAUAUUUAAUAUACAUUAUCCUCCCUUAUAUAUAU
This is a messenger RNA of Drosophila sulfurigaster albostrigata, 3373 nucleotides long. It is a transcript of the gene Pmp70, whose product is annotated as ATP-binding cassette sub-family D member 3. Gene Ontology annotation, biological process: very long-chain fatty acid catabolic process; long-chain fatty acid import into peroxisome; peroxisome organization. The record is from RefSeq and is a predicted model, not a curated record. The coding region runs from base 616 to 2622 and encodes 668 amino acids. The transcript has 8 exons. Gene Ontology annotation, cellular component: peroxisomal membrane. Gene Ontology annotation, molecular function: long-chain fatty acid transmembrane transporter activity; ATP hydrolysis activity; ATP binding. Lineage: Eukaryota; Metazoa; Arthropoda; Insecta; Diptera; Drosophilidae.